Molecule: messenger RNA, 1674 nt
Organism: Gossypium raimondii (Peruvian cotton)
Lineage: Eukaryota; Viridiplantae; Streptophyta; Magnoliopsida; Malvales; Malvaceae
Exons: 1
Coding region: 36-1670 (544 amino acids)
Source: RefSeq, a predicted model, not a curated record
CCACAAACUUGCAUAGAAACCAAACAAAAGGAGAAAUGGAGCUUCACCACCAUUUUAGCCAUCAACAUCCUUUAGAGUUCAUCGAAGAGCACAGCCUUAACAAUGAGAAGGCUAAUUGUUCAGGAUGUGGGGAGCUGGUAUCAGGUCCAAGCUAUAGUUGUACGGAGUGUGAGUUUUACCUUGACAAGAAAUGCUCCGAGGUCUCAUCAGAGAUAAAUCACCCCUUUCAUCCCAACCAUAGCCUUAAACUUUUAGCAAGUCCACCAUACAUAGGUUCAUGGGCUAUUUGUGACUUUUGUGACAAAAGAUGUGAGCAAUUUGUUUAUCAUUGUUCAUGUAAAUUAGACUUUCAUAUAAAAUGUGCUUUGUUUUCAAAAACCAUUGCUGAAAAUAAGGUCGGGGAGCUUGAAGGUGUUUCUCAAAAAGAUCUUUUGGUCUCUUCAGAAAAUGGUUCCGAGGAACUUGAAGAAACCGAGUGCUUUGCAUGUAGGAAGCCAGUACUAGAUUCUCCAUACAUUUCUUUUGAUUCUAGAUUUUACUUGCAUAAAAAAUGUCUUGAUCUACCUAUUGAAGUCAAUCAUCUUUUUCAUAGCCAACACCCUUUAGUUUUACAAUUCAAUAGUCAGCGUCUCCCUUGUCAAAUUUGCAAAACAACCCAACCUAGGGGACUUGUCUAUUGUUGUUCACCUUGUGAGUUUACCCUUCAUAUUGCAUGUGUUGAGCGACCAACUAGAAUUAACCACCCUUGUCACCGUCACCAUCCUCUUAUUCUACAGCUUAAUUUGAAAUCUCUUCUCUGCCAAAUCUGUCGGAAAACACAAGCUUUGUCACCUGCUUAUUAUUGUUCCGCAUGCAAGUUUGGACUUCAUGUGAAAUGUGUCUCUCCAGAACCUAGUAUCAAAGGUGAAAUUCAUGAACACCCAUUCACCUUGUUUUGGAGACUAGUCCCAUUCAUUUGUGAUGCUUGUGGAACAAGCGGAGAUUGUAUCUCUUAUAUUUGUUCUCCAUGUGGACUUAUAGUUCAUGAAAGUUGCAUUUCAUUGCAACCCAUCAUCAAAAGGUUUCCACGACAUGGUCACUCAAUUUCCCACACAUUCAUCCUUGGGCAAUAUGAGAUCAAAUCAUGGAAAUGCAAGAUUUGCCAUGAGGAGGUGAAUUCGAAGCAUGGGUGUUACUGUUGUUCUGAUUGUAAUUAUGUUGUCCAUGCAAAUUGUGCAAUAAAGGCUUAUAGAUGGUACAAGAUAUUCGACGAUGGGAUUGAAGAAACGGGUGAAUUGCUUAACAAUUCAGCCUUUGUUGUUAUUAAAGAGACCAGGCUUGGAGAAAAUGAUGUAAUACCCACAGAGAUAAAGCAUUUAAACCAUCCUCACAAAUUAAUUUUCAGCAAUGAUGUUAAGGAUGAUAAAUAUUGUGAUGGCUGCGUGUUGUUCAUCUCGACUUCAUUUUACUAUUGUGCACAAUGUGAUUUCUUUCUCCAUAAAUCAUGUGCCGAAUUGCCUAAGAAGACGUACGAUUGGAGUCAUGUGCACCAAUGUCCCCUCACUCUUAAUUUACAUGCUGAUUUUUUGUGUCUAUAUUGUACCUUUGAGUUCAAUAAUUGUUUCUCCUAUGAUUGUAAUUUUUGCGGAAGCGACGAUAAUAUUAAUAACAAUAUUAUCAGAAAUAUUUAGAUAA